Messenger RNA from Columba livia (rock pigeon), 1972 nucleotides. RefSeq names its product interleukin 15 receptor subunit alpha (gene IL15RA). The coding region runs from base 131 to 1201 and encodes 356 amino acids. Gene Ontology annotation, biological process: interleukin-15-mediated signaling pathway. The record is from RefSeq and is a predicted model, not a curated record. The transcript has 5 exons. Gene Ontology annotation, molecular function: interleukin-15 receptor activity. Lineage: Eukaryota; Metazoa; Chordata; Aves; Columbiformes; Columbidae.
AGCGAAAGUGAAAGGGGAAGGCGGGUCUGGCCACGCCGGGUAUGUCCGGCAGCGGGCGGCGGGGCCGAGCCCCGGACCCCCCCCGGGAGCCCUGAGCCCCCCGGCCCUGCCCCAGUGCCGCCACCGUCCCAUGGCGCGGCCGCUUCUGCCGCUGCUCUGCGCUACCGUCGUCCUCCUGCUGCCCUGGACCGCCGCCGACACCGUGCCACCGCAAUGCGGCCGCCCCAAAGAUGUGGCCAACGCUCACAUUGACGUGGGCAACAAUGUGCUGCUUAACACCCGCCUGCGCUACACCUGCAACCCCGGCUACAAGCGCAAAGCUGGUACCUCCAGCCUCAUCCAGUGCAUCCUCCGUGAUGGUUCCAGCGAGCCUGACUGGACCCACACCACCCUCCAGUGCAUCCGGGACCCGGCUCUACCUCUGCAAACCCCCAGCCCUGAGCUGCCAGCGGCACCAGACACCAAGACAACAACCCAGAAGGCAGGAACCACUGACGCCAGCCCGACCUCCAGCCCCCGCCUGUCACCGCUGCCACCAGCAACUCAUGGGCCAUCACCGGAGACAUCGACGCUGUUGGAGAUGCCUCCAUCACUGGAGACAUCCACACCAGGAGAGGGGACAACCCCAGGGACAUCCCUGGGGACAACCCCGCUGUUCACCGCCCCCCCGGACCACGCUGCAGGUCAGGCUGCCUCUCCGGGGGAGAAAACCCACCCACGGGGCUGGUUUCAACCUGCAAAGGCUCUUUUAGUUUUUCAAUACAUUUUUCCCUUUUCAACCCCAUUUUUAAUGAGGGUCCCCCCAGCAUCCACCCCCUUUCCUGGCUUUGCAGCUAAAAAAUCUCCAUUUCUCUCUUCUUUUCCAGUUUCCAUCCAGACCUUGGCCUCUUCCAUUGGUAAGCUGGGCAAAAACACCCCUUAUUUUGGCAAGAAGUGGGUUAUUUUCUUUAUUAUUUUUAGCUUAAAAGCCUUCCUUGGGGCUGUAGUCAAGUGUGAUGCUUCCAAACUGGGAAGGAUGCAGCACCCAAAUUUCUUCCCAGGGUGGGGAGGGCACCUUGCGAACGUUCACAGAUGGUGUUUGGUUCUUCAUGGAGCUGUUUUGUUUGAGCUGGGAAGAUGCUCAUCGGCCGCCGUUUCUCUCCCGCAGGGCUCCCAUUGCUGGUGGUUGUCGGAGUCGUGUCUUGUUGCUGCUGGAGGAUGAAAAUGUAAGUGUGCUGAGCCCUGUGAUGUCUUCUCACUCGUGUGAUGAGUUUGCCUUCGGUCUCUGCGCUUUCCUGAAAGCUGCGGAAAGGCCUCGGGAUGCCGGUGACGCUGCUCUCCCCGUUGCAGGCGUGCGCGGCGGGACUAUGCGGUGGCAGCGACUGCCGUCCCCAUGAUGGCUCUUGCUGCUGAGAAUGAGGAGAUGCCACCGCCCAACGUCUUCCCCACGGGCUGAGCACCCACCGCCGGGCAACUCGGUGCACCCGCCAACCUGGAGGACGCUCAGGGCUUGGAUGGAAAGACCAAUGCUGGCCCGAGAGGUGACAGCGCGGCAGAGUGUGUCAUGGUCCCCAGCCGCACGGAGCAUCCUCGCCCCAGGGACAUGCAGCCGCUCUUCCCAGUCUGAACCAGUGACUGUCAUGGAUGAGACCGCUCCAGCACCCAAAGGUGUGUGGGUGUCACCCACAGGGGCCAUUCACCGUCCCAACACGGUCAGCCCUCGUACGCAGCUCAGGGAUCCUGUGGAGACACUUUCAGCACCGAUCCGAUGCCCAACGGCUCCGGCCGCUCGCAGGCGACCACAACCAGGAGCUAUUUUGCUACAGACACUACCAAAGACUGAACGCAAUAACAUGACUGUAGGAAAUACUUUCGUCCAUCAUCAGUUGUUAUCCACUCAUUUCCCCCUUGCUAGAGAACAGGCAGCUUUGUGUUGAUGCUGGUUUAUGUAUAAAUGUGUAUAUAUUGUAUAUAAAACAACACACACACUGCA